AUGCGAAACCCGCCGGUGGGGUCCUUGCACCUCUGUCGGUGGCUCUGCGCUGGCGAUUUGGACUCGAUCCGAGGAGGAGCGCCUGCUUCUGGCUCCGGUCUUCCCCAGUGCGCAGGCAGACCCUGUUUACUCUCGGGCUCCCGUCAGCCUCUCGCGCCUGCAGCGAACUUCUCGCCUUGCCGCCGGUGCGCUCCGGUGCCCGUUGCUUCGUGCUGGGAACUUCGGGGGUUUGCUGAAUUUCUGGAUUAUGUCCCUGCUGAGCCGGUCAGCGGGGAGCUGAGCAGGGGAGGAAGAAUGCGGGUCUAUUUAAUGGUCUUCUGCCUUAUUUGCUGCACCGCGAACGGGCAAGUAGUGUAUUCCAUCGCUGAGGAAACAGAGCGUGGAGCGUCUGUUGGGAACAUAGCGAAGGAUUUAGGAAUAGAUGCAGCUACACUUUCAGCUCGGAAAUUUCGUAUGAUCACCGGUUCAAGUAAGCAAUAUUUUAAUAUAAAUGCAAGCACGGGGGCUUUGUCUGUUAAUGAGCCCAUAGACAGAGAGCAGCUUUGUGAAUUAAAGUCUGUCUGUCUUCUGAAUUAUGAACUCGUCUUAGAAAACCCUCUAGAGCUUUAUAGGAUGGAAUUUAAAGUCUUGGACAUAAAUGACAAUUCCCCCAGCUUUCCCUUAGGUGAAUAUCAUAUAAACGUGCCUGAGUUCCUGUCACCUGGGGCACGGUUUACACUCCCCAGCGCCCAAGAUCUUGAUGAAGGUACCAACAGUGUCCAGAAUUACACUCUGAGCCCUGAUGAACAUUUCAGUUUGGAAAUGCAGACACGCGGGGAUGGGAGUAAAUAUCCUGAAUUGGUGCUGAAGAAAGCCUUAGACAGGGAGCAGCAAGCCACUCACAGACUUGUCCUUACAGCCAAAGAUGGUGGGGAUCCUCCAAAGUCCGGUGAUGUCCCAGUCAUUGUGACUGUGCUGGAUACCAAUGACAAUGCACCAGAAUUUGAGCACUCGGUCUACAGGGCGAGUAUCUUGGAAAACUCCCCCAGUGGCACUUUGGUAGUGCAAGUGCAUGCCACAGACUUGGAUGAAGGUCCAAAUGGAGAGGUCAGGUAUUCAUUUAGCAAUACUACUUCUGCUGAUGUACAGCGAAUGUUCUUAAUUCACCCGCACACUGGGGAGGUGACAGUCAAUGGCGUUUUAGCUGUUCAGAGACCUCUCCUUGAGAUGCUUAUUGAGGCAAGGGAUAACGGGGCGUUUGGCAUGUCCAGCACAGCUGAACUGCUGGUGGAAAUCACUGAUGUGAACAAUCAUGGCCCAGAGAUAACAAUUACAUCCCUUUCCAGUCCCAUUCCUGAGGAUGCUGUUCCUGGCACAGUGAUAGCUCUGCUGAGUAUUAUGGAUAAGGACCCUGGGGAGAAUGGGAAAGUAACCUGCCAGAUCCCUGAUAACCUUCCCUUCCAGUUAAAGCCUUCCCUUGAAAACUACUACAGCCUUGUCACCAGUGAGCUUCUGGACCGAGAGCUGAUCAGUGGGUACAACAUCACCAUUACUGCCACAGACUUGGGCUCUCCACCUAUCACCACUCAGAAGACCCUUUGGGUGCAGAUUUCUGAUGUGAAUGAUAACGCCCCUGUCUUCAGUGCUGACACGUUUGAUGUGUUUGUGGAAGAGAACAAUCCACUUGGUGCUUUUCUCUACCAAGUCUCAGCAUCUGACCCGGAUGUGGGGGAGAACGGACGGGUCUCUUACAUGCUCAGGAAUUCCACAGUUGCAGGCAGUGCCCUGGCCAGCCUUUUAUCUGUGAGCUUGGCUAAUGGGAGCAUCUAUGCAAAACGUGCCUUUGACUUUGAGCAGCUUAGGAGCUUCUAUUUCCAAGUGGAAGCCAAGGACAAUGGGUCACCAGUCUUGAGUGCUGCCAUAACUGUGAAUGUUUACAUCUCAGACCAGAAUGACAAUGCCCCAGCCAUCCUGUACCCUAUCAGCCAGAAUGGCUCAGUAGCUGUGGAAGUUGUGCCCCGCCUGGCUGAUGAGGACUACCUGGUGACCAAAGUAGUGGCGGAUGAUGAGGACAACGCGCAGAAUGCCUGGCUCUCCUAUCACCUCGCCCAAUCCUCCGACUCCACCUUGUUCCACUUGGCACCACACUCUGGUGAGCUGCGCACCACGCGCUCCAUGCGUUCCACUGACUUCCUCAAGCACAAGGUGGUUGUGGUGGUGCGGGACCAUGGGGAUCCACCACUCUCCUCUACUGUGACGGUGGGCAUCCUGCUGGCUGACACCCUGCCUCAGGCACUGCCAGACUUCGAUGACAGUGGGGAGCCACCACCACUGCUCAAUGCUACAAACAUCUACUUGAUCAUUUCCCUUGCUUGUGUCUCCUGCAUCUUUGUGGCAUUCCUCCUCUUUCUUGCCGUUGUGCAGCUGUGCCGCUGCCGGACUUGCUGCUGCAGCGGCUGCUGCUGCCCAGCUGAUGAGUAUGAAAAGUAUUGCUAUAGUGUGCACAUGCUUCCCAGCUCCCACCUCCCACCAGACAUGCUGGAGGUCACUGGUGUGGGUAAACUGACUCACACCUACUUGUACAGGGCAUCUGUAGGUCUUGGGCCUAGUAACAGCAGCAUCCCAAAUGAUGAUGCUGGGAACAUUCCCAGCAGCUCAAGGUUACAGGUGCUAGGACCUUGCAUCCAAGUGCAGCAGGUCCAAAGUGAUCGGUUGAGUGCUGUCCUUGUGGUUACAUCCAAAAAUAGACACAAACCUAGCAAUGGAGACUAUUUCUUGCUAAACUGUAGUAGGAGUGGAAUCAUUUUACGCAUUUCCAGCGGCAAGAAUGGAUACACUUACAUUGACACAAUGGCACGCAAUCUAGGCUGA
Nipponia nippon (crested ibis) is the source of this 2850-nucleotide messenger RNA. The record is from RefSeq and is a predicted model, not a curated record. NCBI's taxonomy places the organism in Eukaryota, Metazoa, Chordata, Aves, Pelecaniformes, Threskiornithidae.